Molecule: messenger RNA, 3260 nt
Organism: Cygnus olor (mute swan)
Lineage: Eukaryota; Metazoa; Chordata; Aves; Anseriformes; Anatidae
Gene: ITPKA
Product: inositol-trisphosphate 3-kinase A
Exons: 7
Coding region: 204-1601 (465 amino acids)
Biological process (GO): inositol phosphate biosynthetic process
Cellular component (GO): nucleus; cytoplasm
Molecular function (GO): inositol-1,4,5-trisphosphate 3-kinase activity; inositol tetrakisphosphate kinase activity
Source: RefSeq, a predicted model, not a curated record
GGCGCCGAGGCGGAGCGGGGCGGCGGCUCAGCGCGCCCCCAUGGCCCUGGCGGCGGGGCAGCGGGCGCGGUAGCCGGGCUGCGGCUGACUCAGAGCUGCCCAGGGAGGGCGGGCUGGACAUGAGCCUCGCCGCCGGGCUCCGAGCGGCGGCCGGGGACUGAGCGAGCAACAAAGAAGUUUCUCCGGCGGCGCGGCGCUCCCUCAUGCACGCCCCCGGCCGCCCGCCCUGGGGCGCUGCCCGGCCGGCGGCCGGCGCCGAGCGGGCCAUGGAGCCCCGAGCGGGGCUGCACGGCAGCCCGGAGCUGAGCAUGGCCCCGCGGCUGAGCGUCGGGGAGCUGCGCUCCCUCUUCGAGGCUCGCUGCGCCGCCGUGGCCGCCGCUGCCGCCCGGCAGCUGCCCGACCCGGCCAAGAGGGGCUGCCGGCCCCCCAACGGGGUGCUGCCGCCCGUCAUUCCCCGGCUCACCGUCACCCCCGAGGAGGGCGAGGAGGCGCAGGGCAGCCCCAAGGCGCCGCCGUCGCACCCGGAAAGCGGCUGGUUGAGGACGGACAGCUCGCUGCACCUGCAGUCCCGCCGGCUUUCCACCUCCUCCCUGUCCUCCACGGGCUCCUCGUCCCUCCUCGAGGACUCCGAGGACGACGUGCUGAGCGACACGGAGGGCAGGAGCCAGGGCAUCGUGCACCUGGAGCACGGCGAGGAGUCCAACCAGAAAAAGGCAUGGAAUACUAUUAAAACCAUGGUGAACUUACCAGUGAUCAGCCCCUUCAAGAAACGCUACUCAUGGGUACAGCUGGCUGGGCAUACAGGAAGUUUCAAGGCAGCUGAUAGCGGAAAGAUUCUCAAACGCUUCUCAGAGAAUGAAAAGGAGUGUUUUGAGCGACUGAUGAAAGACCCACUACGCUCCUGCGUCCCUUGCUUCCAUGGUGUGGUGGAGAGAGAUGGAGAGAGCUACAUUCAGUUGGAUGACUUGCUUACUGAUUUUGAAGGGCCGUGUGUGAUGGACUGUAAGAUGGGGAUCAGGACAUACCUGGAAGAGGAGCUGACUAAAGCCCGUGAGAAACCAAAGCUGCGUAAGGACAUGUACAAGAAAAUGAUUGAAGUGGAUCCUCUUGCUCCCACAGCUGAGGAGAAUGCCCAGCAUGCUGUCACCAAGCCCCGAUACAUGCAGUGGAGGGAAACAAUCAGCUCUAGUGCCAACUUGGGCUUCAGAAUCGAAGGGAUUAAGAAGGCAGAUGGAACAUGUAACACAAACUUCAAAACUACAAAGACACAGGAGCAAGUUCUCCAAGUUUUUGUGGAAUUCAUUGAGGGCAACACAACUAUUCUGAAAAAAUACCUCAAGCGUCUGCAGGAAAUUCAUAUCAUUCUUGAAUCCUCGGACUUCUUCAAGCGACAUGAGGUCGUUGGAAGCUCACUACUUUUUGUACAUGAUGGCAGUGGGAAUGCCAAUGUGUGGCUGAUUGAUUUUGGAAAGACCACCCUUCUCCCUGACGGGCAGACACUGGAUCACAGGAUCCCCUGGCAAGAAGGCAACAGGGAGGACGGGUACUUGUUGGGAUUGGACAAUUUGAUUCGCAUCUUGGAGAGCAUCACUGAAAGAUGAGUUGAGAGUGGCACAAAACUUACAGGGCUGCUUUGUAACUUUCUGCUCUACUGGAAUCACUCGGAAGGAAACCUCUUUAACUCCCUCCAAACUCCUGAGGUCAUCACAGUGCAGAGGGAACUGCUUCCAGAGCCCAGCAGUUAGUUAUCAAAAUGACAUUUGCAUCAGCCCUCUGUGAACCUAAGUAACUAACUCCAGAUUGGUCUGUAUUGCACCAGCCUAACGUCAGGCUGGUCUUCAGAGAAUCAAGGUCUCCAUACUCAGGAAUCACACCAGCAUGAGUCAAGAGGUCUGUAUGGUAAACCAGAACGAUUCUGAUUUAUGGCAAACAGAUGGGACUCCAGAUUACCUCUUAGUGAACAAGAGCAAGUGACUGGGGAUUCAGGGUAGGAAUAACAUUUUUUCAGGGAACCGCAUAGUUUUGAAACCAGCAGGAGUGUUUUUUCCCUAGUUCCAAGUCUCCUUGCUCUUGUGCGUACUAUAGGUUGGACCAACAACAGCUGCUGUAUUGUGUUAUAGGUGUGCACAAGGUGGAGAUUGGUGAUAAUCAGAAGAAACCUGGAGCAAAGGGAGACAACAGUUUGUAGUAGCUGGAUGUGGUAACUUCUGUCGAUCAGUCCUCUCCCCACCCUAGCUUCAAUUCACUUCUGUCCAAGAACAGCCUUGCUUUUUAUGUAGCCUCUCAGGAGAUUACAGAUACGCUAGGGAGAGAAUAGCAGACUGUUGUCUCCAAAAACAUUUGACUUUCAGACUGGGUGGGCUGCUGGAAAAGUGCCUAGCUUGGCAAGUUUGGCCUCUUGUGGCUGAACUGCAGUUCUGAAAAUCAGUAAUAACACUCUGGCACACAGACUGGGGAACUAAGGGUUUUUUUUCAAGGCUUGUUUAUUUUUAAGCUAAAACCCCUAUACACAUGCACACAUCUGCACGCACUAGUAGCCAGCAACCACUGUGAUCUCUUCAGAUCAUAGUGUGACUGUCUUCUAAUGCACGUGAAAGAGGUGACUUCUUGGCCAUGUUCCUGUUCCCAAGUAUGAUGCUGUCACGUAAGUGUAUAGAUUGGAGCAGCGAUCAGGAAGGUAAUGUUUCUGCAUUCACAGCAUUACACUAAUGACAAUUCCUAGGCGUUCUUUCUCCAAGGUAUCAGCUGUUAACUCAGGGCAGUUUGAGGGGAGGAAUGUCAAUGCGUCACAUCCCCUAAUCCCUGUCUGGAAUCACAGGGCCACUUGUGCUUAUUUCUUUUUUUUUUUUCACUGUGGCCCAGGCACAACCUCAGUGUUUAGAUGAAAAUCAAGAAAUACUGAAAUGAUGCAUUUUCUUUUAAUGGCUUCACCUGCCAUUGCUGUUGGUUGCCUCUAGCCACUUGAACAGUUUUUUAAAUACUAGCAGUAUAAAUACUAUCAGUAUUCACCUGUUCACUCACAUUCCAGGUUUUAAUAUAAAUAAUAUGAUAAUGCAGUUUCCAAAAUGAGGACAAGACUUAUAUUAGUAUUUGAUUAAUUCCCUUUUAACAUCUUAAGCUGGUAAUGCAUGUUGAUCAGAAAUUGCUCUCUCUUGCCAGUGUCCUGUACUCGGAUGCGAUUCCAAGAACUUUAGGAUAUAUGAAGGUAACUCCAAGCCUUGGGAAACUGCUAUUUCAAGUAAUAACGAUGACUGUGAGCA